Messenger RNA from Lytechinus pictus (painted urchin), 4892 nucleotides. Its product is annotated as protein arginine N-methyltransferase 1-like. Gene Ontology annotation, molecular function: protein-arginine N-methyltransferase activity. Gene Ontology annotation, biological process: peptidyl-arginine methylation. Gene Ontology annotation, cellular component: nucleus. NCBI's taxonomy places the organism in Eukaryota, Metazoa, Echinodermata, Echinoidea, Temnopleuroida, Toxopneustidae. The record is from RefSeq and is a predicted model, not a curated record. Bases 100 to 1176 code for a protein of 358 amino acids. The transcript is spliced from 10 exons.
AUUUCUGUUCAUUACGCACAUGUUCACUGUUACUGAGGGGUGCGUUGAAAAUCUCUCAAUUGAUCUUGACUGUCAAAUUUUUACCAGAUACACUGAAAUAUGUCAGAACAGAUGGAGACACAAGUACCAGUACCGGUGAAUGGAGACGUUGGGCAGGGAGAUGGGCACGCAGAUAAGAAGGUCAAAACAGAGGAUAUGACCUCAAAAGACUACUACUUUGAUUCUUACGCACAUUUCGGCAUCCAUGAGGAAAUGUUAAAGGAUGAGGUUAGGACUUUGACGUAUCGUAACGCCAUGUAUCACAACAGACACCUGUUCAAAGGGAAGACGGUGCUUGACAUCGGCUGUGGGACCGGGAUACUCUGUAUGUUUGCUGCCAAAGCCGGCGCUGCCAAAGUCAUUGGGAUUGAAUGCUCAAGUAUAGUUGACCAUGCAGACAAAAUCAUCAAAGCGAAUAAGUUGGAUCAUGUGAUUGAGAUUGUGAGGGGUAAAGUUGAAGAGGUCACUCUGCCGGUAGAGAAGGUCGAUAUCAUCAUCAGCGAGUGGAUGGGCUACUGUCUCUUCUACGAAUCCAUGCUCAACACCGUUCUCUUUGCAAGAGAUAAAUGGCUCAGUAAAGAUGACGGUCUGAUCUUCCCAGACAGAGCUACGUUACAUGUCACGGCUAUCGAGGACAGGCAGUACAAAGAUGAGAAAAUCAAUUGGUGGGACAAUGUAUAUGGAUUUGAUAUGAGCUGCAUCCGGGAUAUCGCCAUCUCAGAACCUCUGGUAGAUGUCGUCGAUCCCAAACAACUGGUCACCAACUCGUUUCUAAUCAAGGAGAUCAGUAUGUAUACGGUGAAGGUGGAGGAUCUGACGUUCCAGGCUCCGUUCCAGCUCAUCGUUCACAGAAAUGAUUACAUCCAGGCGUUAGUGACGUACUUCAAUAUAGACUUCACUAUGUGCCACAAGAGGACUGGCUUCUCAACUUCACCUGACUCCCACUACACACAUUGGAAACAGACCGUGUUCUACCUGGAUGACUACAUCACUGCUAAGAGAGGUGAAGAGCUCUACGGAACGUUCUCCAUGAAACCCAACGCAAAGAACAAUCGAGACUUGGACUUUGAGAUUGGCAUGGAGUUUUCCGGGGAGCUCUCAAACAUCAAAUCAAAUUUCACGUAUCACAUGCGAUAGAUGACGCCCCUCGUGAACCCAUAGGGAUACAGGUCAAUCUGCUGUUGCUCAUCAAAUUGGGAACGUUCAUUCAAAUUGGCAACAUUCAUUCACACUGGCAACACUCGGUUGCUCAUUUAUUUUCACAAUUUAAAGAUAUCAAUAUGGGUAUGACAUCGGUUAAAAUUAACCUCAAUAGCAUAAUAUUAUCCAAAACAGUUGUCAAUUUGCAUUUUUAAACAGUGCUUUUGCUGAUUUAAUCGCAUUGCCAAUUUAGUGUGUAAUGAUUACCGUAAGUCAACCAGCUUUUAUUCUGGAACAGCACAACAUAUAGAGGGGUUACCACAUGGGAUCACAAGCAGCCAUGUUGGAUUACAUAACAAUGAGAAACCUUUGCAUUUGACCAUUAAAAAAAAAAACAAUGAUUGACCGUGGUUUGAUGCACAGGUUGUUAUUGUUUAUCCUCCAUAGGGAUCCAUAUUGCACUGCAAGUGGUGUAAAAAUAUUCAGUACAUUAUUUUCUAUGAAUUCUUAUAUCCGACAUGAAUUAAAUCCUAGUAGAGUGAUUCAUACAGCUUCAUGUGACCAAACAUAUUCCAGCUAUGCUGUUGAAACAAAACGCCCACUAAAGAAAAUUGCUAUUCCGUGAUGUCAAUGUUGGAAUAGUGCACUAGUCCAUAUUCGACCUCACUCACAGAUCAUGCAAUAUCUUGGACGCACUGGUCAGUGAGGUGUCUCUACUGGGCAAGUCUCGUGAAGGGACAGCGCAGGCACUAAUCCGUGUUUCGCUGGGCGCGUAGCUUCAGGAAAAGUAGGUCACUCAACGCAGCGUGUUAUCUAUAUUUUGGUUCAGAUUUUAAAAAGAUGAAAUGUCAGUACGAGAACUAGAUAUUCAAAACCAUUGUUCUAGCUUAUUAAAAGUAGGUUAUAAAACAAAUAUACCAGGCCUUAAUUUUGAAAGUAUAAAGGGAAUUAUUCAUCCCCGGUUGAACCGGCAAUGUUACUACAUGUAUUUUCCCCUCAGGUAAAAUAGUAAUGCUAGUACAACCUCUGACAAAUAAUUUUGGCUAUACUUAAAGCCUGGUAUAUUUGUAUAAUAGCACAGAAUAGGGUUAUGCCAUUCCUGGCAUUCACGUUUAAGGGAAAUUUCGAAAGUGCCUCCUUACGGAAGCACCACCAGUAUACUACAAUGCACAGAUGUGAGUGCAUCUGUAGUAGGUUUUGUGAGCAUAAGGUAACUAUGGAACUGUUAAACCCAUUAGGUGCAGCCGAGUGGGUUCAGACAAGCUUCCAUAGUUACUGCAUGCUCACUCGUCCCACUGAUGCACGAACAUACCUGUGUAUCAUUUGUUUUAUAGAAUGGUGGCAUUUUUGGGCUAAAAAUCAAGUUUUUUACAACCAUGCAUAAGUAAUUACUGAUGCAUGGCAAGCCAUGCAUCCGGUAAAUAUGCCAUACAUUGGUAAUUACCGGAUGCAUGGCUUGCCAUGCGUCGGUAAUUACUUUUGCAUGAUACCCAUUAUUUUAUAUGGGUUAACUCGAGAUUCCAUGCCUCGCUGGAGCCGAUUUUUCUCCAUUAUGAGAAAAGACCACCUUGAAGUAAAGCUUAUGUUUGAUAUAUCUUUAAUAUGAGUAGAAAAUAAAUAUCAGUGAAAAUCAAUUUAUGAGCUAAUUCCAAUCACAAUUUAUGAAGUAAAAAAUUGUAAAGUGGCAGUUGAGGACACAUGAAUUAGUAACAUGGGCAAAUUGUCAGUGUGCUAUUAAAACCUUGUAUCUUAGAAUUUUGAACAUUAUGAGGACAGCACAGAAAGAGGCGUAUCUCUUGAGUAUUAUAACAAUGUUGGCAACCUUAUGUUGUCUAAACAUAGUUUCCUUAUUUUUGUGUCAAAGAAUUGGUACCAUUUUGUCAUAUCUCUAGAAAUGGAGCUUACCAGUAUUCUGCCAUCAAAUAUUUUGCUAACUUCAUUUUUCAGUUCCACUCAAUGCUCCGCAGCGUCUAUUCAAUUAAACAAAAAUCAGAGACUUCAGAGACUUCACUGUAACCAGGGUCCCGUAACACAAAGGUUAGCGAUUAAUCGUAUGCUUGAUUUUCAUGAUUGAUUGUACAUUGUAGUCAAUGGAAUCAAUUGUAGAGAUAUUCUUCAACAAUGAUUGCUCAGCCUUUUUGUUAUGGGCGCAAGGGUGUCUUUAUUCAUUUCACAAAAUAACGUUUGUGAGGCUUGCAUGAGAAAUUUCAUUCUUUUUUGGCAUAAAUUUGACUUGUACGGCCUGCCCCCUUAUGAACAUGUUUGUAAAUCUGUCAUCUUUUUUUAAUCAUGGUGAGCUGAAAAAUGUCUUUUUACUGAUUUUUGUACUUUUUAUGUUUUAUUGAAGAAAUUUGAAAUUUUGGUGGAAUUCUGACUAUUAUGGUACGUUUUGUGUAUCUUUUCAGGGUAAAUAUUAAAUUGUCCGUAUUUAAAUACAGGUUCCUAUGAAGACCUCAAAAUACACAGAAUGUAAUUUAUGUAUACAUCAGGCACAGAAUAAUUAACAAAAUAGAAAAUUAUUUCAUUUUUUCCAACAAAAUGUUAUGUAUGUAUAUUAAGAUAAAAAGGUGUGACCACCAUUUUCUGUAUUCUUCAACAAUAACUCUUUUAUAGUUCUACUGGACUCCUAACCUAACUGAUCCUCUUUCGUAAACAUAUUUUUUAUUGUUCAAAUUAGAGGAUACAUGGGCAAUGUCUGUAUCUCUUGGUCAGUCUAAUGGCAGGUUUCGAGGGAAGGGGUAAAUAUCAAACGGUCAUUUUAGGUCUCAUCACACCUUAUUGAUUGACACCUCUCGUAUUUGACUGAUUUGUUUAAAAAAAAGAAUUACAGCUUUUUCAAUCAGCCCCUUUUGAUAAAAGCCAGAAAGUGCAAAUACAAAUAAUGAUUAGAAUAAUACUUCACUAUUAAAGGCAAGCCUUUUUUCCCAAUGUUUGUUCUAAACAUCAAUUUCUCAAUAAUUUUUGGACACCUGUUCACAUGAUUCUAGAUGUGUUAUUCCUAUGACAAGCAGUUAUUUUUGUCAAUUUUCUUCAUUAAUAUCUAUAUCUGUCUAUGGUUGAUACACCCUAAAUGUGUAUGAUGUUCCAUGCCACACACGUGGCUUGCCAUAAUUAAGUGUGAAUACGUUCCUUUCAACCCCCCCCCUUCUCUCUUAUCCGCCUAUAUUUUACCUGUCUGCAGUGUGAUAUAUUAACAUGCAUUUUAAUGGACCACUUUAUUUAAGGCCUCUUCUGUAAAUCUUAACAUGCGACUAUCUCUGAUAUAAUCAGAACCAUUCAUUUAGAUGAUAUGUUGGGCAAACCUCUGGCAAGCAUUAGGGUUGUGAUUUGAAUUCAAUGUAGUAGAAGCUUGCCAGGGCUCUUAUCAAAUGUGGAGUAUUUCAUGAAGCAAGUUGUCAUUGAUUUUCUUUGACUGAUUUGCUCUUAGCCAAUCGGGUGCAAGCAUUUCAGUAGCUUAUAACAGUUUUUAUUGGAAAUAAUGACCAUUUGUUUCAUGAAAUACUCCCCUGAUAAUGUAGGGGAGAAAGAGCUUUUGUACAUGUAUAUUAUGUGAAGCAGUUGACAAUCUGCGAAACUGUAACUCGCUGUUUGCUGCCCUCUAUUGGCUUCUUAUGGUGUAAUUAAGUAUGUAGCAGCACUACGGCAAGAUUUCUUUGUAAAGUUGCAUUACUGUAUAGAUGGUAUUUAAAGUCAUUUGUACGUUAUCUCAACAA